Lynx canadensis (Canada lynx) is the source of this 1582-nucleotide messenger RNA. It is a transcript of the gene OTC, whose product is annotated as ornithine carbamoyltransferase. The record is from RefSeq and is a predicted model, not a curated record. Gene Ontology annotation, cellular component: mitochondrion. Gene Ontology annotation, biological process: L-citrulline biosynthetic process. The transcript is spliced from 10 exons. NCBI's taxonomy places the organism in Eukaryota, Metazoa, Chordata, Mammalia, Carnivora, Felidae. Gene Ontology annotation, molecular function: ornithine carbamoyltransferase activity; amino acid binding. The coding region runs from base 147 to 1211 and encodes 354 amino acids.
UGAUAAGGUAGUUGAAGGGUGAUUUUACCUUUGCUCUCUCACUGCAGUUGAAAGCAUUCUUAGCUUUUAGGUGGAGCCCACUGUCUGUCGACCUUGGUGAGGCGUUUUCAAGAGCAUACAGUCAUCUUUUUCAUUAUCAAAAGAAGAUGCUGUUUAAUUUGAGGACCCUGUUGAACAAGGCAGCUCUUAGAAAUGGUCACAAUUUCGUGGUUCGAAAUUUUCGAUGUGGACAGCCACUACAAAAUAAAGUACAGCUGAAGGGUCGUGACCUCCUCACUCUAAAGGACUUUACAGGAGAAGAAAUUAAGUAUAUGUUAUGGCUAUCGGCAGAUCUAAAAUUGAGGAUAAAACAUAAAGGAGAGUAUUUGCCUUUAUUACAAGGGAAGUCCUUAGGCAUGAUUUUUGAAAAAAGAAGUACUCGAACAAGACUGUCCACAGAAACAGGCUUUGCACUUCUGGGAGGACACCCUUGUUUUCUUACCACGCAAGAUAUUCAUUUGGGUGUGAAUGAAAGUCUCACGGACACAGCUCGCGUGUUGUCAAGCAUGACAGAUGCAGUGCUGGCUCGAGUGUAUAAACAAUCAGAUCUGGAUAUCCUGGCUAAAGAAGCAUCCAUCCCAAUCAUCAAUGGGCUGUCCGAUUUGUACCAUCCCAUCCAGAUCCUGGCUGAUUACCUCACACUCCAGGAACACUAUGGCUCUCUGAAAGGCCUUACCCUCAGCUGGAUUGGGGAUGGGAACAACAUUUUGCAUUCUAUCAUGAUGAGUGCCGCAAAAUUUGGGAUGCACCUUCAGGCGGCUACUCCAAAGGGUUAUGAGCCGGAUCCCAGUGUAACCAAGCUGGCAGAGCAGUAUGCCAAGGAGAACGGCACCAAGAUGUCGCUGACGCACGAUCCCUUGGAAGCGGCUCGUGGAGGCAACGUGUUAAUUACAGACACUUGGAUAAGCAUGGGACAAGAAGAGGAGAAGAAAAAGCGGCUCCAGGCUUUCCAAGGUUACCAGGUUACAAUGAAGACUGCUAAAGUUGCUGCCUCUGACUGGACAUUUUUACACUGCUUGCCCAGAAAGCCAGAAGAAGUGGAUGAUGAAGUGUUUUAUUCUCCACGAUCACUAGUAUUCCCAGAGGCUGAAAACAGGAAGUGGACAAUCAUGGCUGUCAUGGUGUCCCUGCUGACAGAUUAUUCACCUCAGCUCCAGAAGCCAAAGUUUUGAUGCAGUGACGUUUGUCAAAAGAGAAGCAACGUCCUUCAGUGACCAAAUGAGUCAGUUUAUAUGGAGGAAGGAGAAGAGAAUCUAAGAAAUAAACAAAUCCUGAUUCACAGUGUAGGUGAAUGAUAUGAUAUUGCUCUGCCAUCGUGAAACCUUCCUGAAGGCCUUAAUUUAAGGGCCAGUGCACUAUAAUACAUGGAUUGACUUGGUUUAAACUCUCUAAUUCACAAUUUCUGAGUUACAUUGAGUAUCAUAUUAAUAGUCAUAUACAUUUGCUUCAACUAAAUAUAAAAUACUAUGUUCAUAAUGCAUAAUGUCUAAGCCAUUAAAUGUAAUCUAUGCUUAUUACCUUAAUAAAUUAUCACCCACGCUAA